GAGGAGAGCGAGAAGGAAUCAGUGUCACAGAGAGAUAGGAAUCUGUUUCAGAGUGAAGACGUUUUUAACCUGGAGACUGGACGACGGGACAAAAGGGAUUUUUUUGAGUCUUUUUCCAACAUUUUAGCACCUUGGAGCUGGGUGCUUUGAGAGAUUUGGCUUGGAGCUAUGUGAAGUGAGAGAAGUCAGGAGUAAGGGGGAGAGAGGGGAUAAAAGUACUGGCUUUGAAAGAAAAGGAGCCAUGCAAGUGGAUGCUGUCUUCUGCAGGAUCAGGUUUCACAAAAUGAAAACGCACACUGAGAGCAUUUCACCAGGGCUCAACCAGCUCAGAAAGGAUGCCAGCUGCUAGCACCAUGACCGGUGGGAGGGCCCUGCUGCUCUGUACAAACACUGACAACUGUAUGAACCAAUCAGCAAAUGUCUCCCCUACUGGUGACUGCCGGGGCCAGGUGUUCUUUAUUAUAAUCAGGAGCAGGUUACCUCAUCCUGCUACAUUAAACACACCAGGUUUGAAUCUGCUGGUGAUUAACAGGCUGCUGCAGAGACUGAUGAGCUGCUGAACAGGUGAUUCAUCCGGGAAUCAGGUGUGUUGGAGCAGGCUCCACUGCUGUGGUUUGAAGGUUGGGGAGUGUCCUUCACCUGUGGCGUCCCAACCGUUGGUGUGUGGGUCACCUGGGGAUAACGACAAAAGGAGCUCUGUAGAGACUCCCGAGCAUCUCCUUUCACCCCUACUCAGCCUCAGCAACAGCCCAGGUCUUCCUGACACCAUGCUGGCUCAAAGGAGAACCACAACAAUCAGUGACCAGCAAAGUCCCAACAUGGAGAAUGGGCUGAGCCAUGACAAGAACUCAGGAGCCAAGACUGCUAGCAUUCGUGAUAAGAUCUCACAAUGGGAGGGCAAAAAGGAGCCUGGGACAAGUCCACUUAGUGCGACACAGAAAGAGGUGGAAACGGUGAGGAAAAAGGAGUCGAAAACAUCAGAGCUCCAAAAGGCAGACAGCAGGAGGCUUGUCAGCUGGGAGAGACAGGACUCAGGGAAAGAGAAUGUUGGAAAAUUAGGGGAUUUGAGCUCUAAAUCAUCAGAAGGUCCAACAAACAAAGCCAAGGAGGUCAUAACUGAAAGGAGGUGUUGUACCUCCAAAGGAACAGAACCUCAAGACAAGAAAACAGUUUUGAUUCAUGUUAAGAAACUCGAGAGGGCGACAAAGGAAGUACCUGACAGACCCUCACUGGCAUUCCCUGGGAAUUUCUUCUGUCCUCCUUCAAAAGAGGAGCUGGAAGAAACAGAAAAGAAAGCUCAUGAGCCGAUUUUUGGGACUUUCGACAAGGCUCGACCUGCUAGGGUGCAGAGGAAAAGGCAGGGUGAUUCAGAGAACGUGUACUGUGAGCCAGGAGCUCCCUCUAUAAACCCUCUACCCAAACCUCAAAGAACGUUCCAGCAUGCAACACCACCCACUUCAUCAUCCGCAGGGCCUUACUUUGGGAAGGCGAAAAGGAACCUGCCUCCUCUGCCCUCCAUUCCUCCUCCACCUUUACCAACGUGCCCUCCCCCUGGAGUCUGCAGAAGACCUUGGAGUGACAAACCCCGGGACAGCCAUAACAGGAAGUCCCAUGAAUUUGAAGAUCUGCUACAGUCGUCAACAGAAAGCAGCCGGGUGGACUGGUAUGCUCAGUCCAGACUGGGCCUAACACGCACUUUAUCAGAAGAGAACGUCUAUGAGGAUAUUUUAGAUCCGUCAUCCAAGGAGAAUCCUUAUGAAGACAUUGAGCUGGAGCAAAGCUAUUUGGGAAGCAAGGGUGUCUCACCUGUUUCUUCCUCAUCUAUUCCUGAUAUGCCAACAAAGAUUAUCUCCAGGCCGGGCUUUCUGAGACAAAGCUCAGAGCGGCGGAGCUUUAAAGUCCCAGAGCUACGAAAGACUACCCGAGACACUGGCAUCUCCUCCCCCUCCCGUAUCAGCCCGCCCUCAACACCCAGCAGCCCUGACGACACCCCAAGUCUUUCCGGAGACCCCUAUAACCGCAGGCGGAGGAAGAUCCCCAAGGUGGUGCUUAAAAUCAAUGGCAUCUUCGAGGCACGCAGAGGAAAGAAACACACGAAGAAGGUUUCUCAGUCUGCUGAGUCCAGUUCAGGAAGAGAUGAGAACAGCGAGUCAGAAAGUGACACAGAAGAGAAACUAAAAGCUCACAGCCAGCGGCUGGUAUCGGUCCAGUCCAUGCUCAGACAGACUGAGAGGUACUGGACCCUGGAGAGGGAUCUGAUGGAGUUACAGGAGAGGAAACUCUUUGAGUAUUUUAUAGUUGUUGCACUGCACAAGACCAAAGCUGGAGUCCCUUACUUGCCAGAAGUCACUCAGCAGUUUCCUCUUAAGCUGGAGAGGAGUUUUAAGUUCAUGCGGGAGACCGAGGACCAGCUGAAAGUUAUCCCUCAGUUCUGUUUCCCUGACGCCAGAGACUGGGCUCCUGUCGACAACUUCCCCAGUGAGACGUUUUCGUUUGUGUUGACGGGCGAAGAUGGAAGCAGACGGUUUGGUUACUGUCGUCGUUUACUGCUCAGUGGUAAAGGUAGAAGACUCCCUGAGGUCUACUGCAUUGUCAGCCGCCUGGGAUGCUUCGACCUCUUCUCAAAGAUACUGGAUGAAGUGGAGAAGAGGAGAGCUAUCUCUCCGGCUCUUGUGCAGCCAUUUAUGAGAGGCAUCAUGGAGGCUCCAUUCCCUGCUCCAGGAAGGACCAUCACUGUCAAGAACUUCCUACCUGGCUCCGGGACAGAGGUGAUUGAGCUGUGUCGACCAUCAGAUUCUCGUCUCGAACACGUAGACUUUGAGUGUUUAUUCUCUUCGUUAAACCUCCGUCUGCUCCUGCGGGUUUUUGCCUCUCUGCUUCUGGAGCGCAGGGUCAUAUUCACCGCGGACAAGCUCAGCACGUUGUCUCAGUGUUGCCAUGCAGUCGUGGCUCUGCUGUAUCCCUUCACCUGGCAGCACACGUACAUCCCCGUCCUCCCUCCCUCCAUGCUGGACAUCGUCUGCACACCAACUCCAUUUAUAGUGGGCCUCCUGUCCAGCUCUUUACCUCGACUCAAAGAGCUGCCCAUAGAAGAAGUCCUGGUGGUGGACCUCGGCAGCAACCGCUUCCUACGUCAGCUGGAUGAUGAAGACUCCAUUCUUCCUCACAAGCUGCAGGCAGCUCUUGAGCAGGUGCUGGAGAAGAGGAGGGAGCUGGCCUGUGAGAAAGGAGACCUGCCCAAUGAUUCCAGCUCCUUGAGCACCGUAGUUUCGGAGGCAUUUGUGCGUUUCUUUGUGGAGAUGGUGGGUCACUACUCUCUGUUCAUGGUAGGAGCGGACCGGGAUGACGAGUCCCUCUCCUCACCCACCUUACCAAGCCCUUCCACCUCUUCCACGUCCUCAUCCUUUCAGCGGGAGGCCUUUCGUAAAGCCGUCACUUCCAAAAGCUUGAAGAGGUUUCUGGAGGUGUUCAUGGAGACGCAGAUGUUUACCAGCUUCAUCCAAGAGAGAGGGCAGCGCCGACAAGGCCUCAAGGGUCUGUUUGAGGUGAGAGCACAAGAGUAUCUGGACUCGCUUCCUGGGAGCGAGCACAGAGGUGUUAACAAGUUCCUCAAAGGCCUCGGAAACAAAAUGAAGUUUCUUUCCAAAAAAUAAGAUGGAAAGCUGUGAAAUCAGGACAAAGAUCAUGAACUCCGAGCACGUGGAGCAUGUCUAGAUGGAGAUCUGUCAUCUCCAAGAAAGACUUUUGAAAUGAACUGGAUUCAUAGUUUGGAAAACUAGGGAAUCUUGGGGUUUCCCUCCCAGCAUGAGUGUUGCAAAGACCAACUCAUCACAGGAAAUAUUGCAGAGACUCUGUUCCUACAGUGUAUCACUGUAAAGCUCAUCACAGUGUAAAUAUUUCUGCAGCCGCGGUCUCAGUCGCCUGUAAAUCAGCACGAAGGAGAGAAAAUCCAGCCUUUAUGUUUCAUUCCAUUUAUUUUCCUAAGAAGCUUUUAUAAAUGCAGCAGUACAACUUCUCUGGUCAUGGGAGGCUUUUAAGUUAAUUUAUAUUACAUUUUAGACAAACUUUAUCUCUUAUUUUUUAAAUUCUAUACAAUGAUUUUAUUCAGAUGUUUUAAAAGAACUUCCUGUAGUUAUUAUUAGACUUUAUUAUAGAGAUUAGUGCAGUGAACUUGGGUUACUGGGUUUUUGUACCACUAUUGUAAACAACUGUACAUUUUAUUACAAUGAGUCUUGGGAUUUAUAAGGAAAUCAAUGUGAAAUGUAUUCCCACUAGUGUCCAGAGAUGAUAUGUGCGUAAAACGGAGGAAUUAUGUGCAUCUUAGAUCAGUCAGCCCUGUGAUGUUAUAAAAACAGCUUAGGAUGUUUUACACUUGGCAAAAAAAACUAUGAAAUGUCAUAAAUAAAAUGAUUUGAAUUAGAAAAAUUA
Molecule: messenger RNA, 4428 nt
Organism: Nothobranchius furzeri (turquoise killifish)
Lineage: Eukaryota; Metazoa; Chordata; Actinopteri; Cyprinodontiformes; Nothobranchiidae
Source: RefSeq, a predicted model, not a curated record